GGUUCGCCGCGUCCCUGGAUACCACCGACGCGCUCUGCUUGGCACUGAUCAGAAGUGGUUGUGGCUGAACGGUGGGGGACAAACAGACACUUUAGCCGUUCUGCUUCCACUAAAUGCCGAAUGAUGGUGGUGGCGGUGGUGUUGAUGAAACGAAAUGGAGCAGAGCAGGGUGUAUUAAUUGUGCGCCAUGAAUGACAGGUACCACAAGGCGGCCCGGGACGGCUACCUGGACCUGCUGAAGGAGGCGACUCGGAAGGAUCUCAACGCUCCGGACGAGGAUGGCAUGACACCGACGUUAUGGGCCGCUUAUCACGGCAACCUGGAGGCUCUGCGGCUGAUCGUGGGGAGGGGAGGGAACCCAGACAAGUGUGACAUAUGGGGGAAUACGCCACUCCACCUGGCAGCUGCCAAUGGUCACCUCAACUGUCUUUUCUUCCUGGUGUCUUUCGGUGCCAAUAUAUGGUGCCUGGACAAUGACUACCACACACCAUUGGACAUGGCGGCCACAAAGAAUCACAUGGAUUGCGUCCGCUACCUGGAUUCCAUUGCUGUCAAGCAGGCAGGCCUCAAUCCCAAACUGGUCAGCAAGCUGAAGGACCGGGCAUUUCGUGAUGCUGAGCGAAGAAUUAAAGAGUGUUUGAAGAUGCAGAAGAAGCACCACAAACGUAUGGAGCGAAAGUUCCAUAAGGAGGCCUCGGAGGCUUCUGCGUCAGAUGUCAUGAGCUUUUCCAGUUACACCAGCAGCUCUCUUAGCCACAAGCUACGCAACUUCAACACAGCCACCAUCAGUGUGCCAUAUUCUCAGGUGACUCUCCAUGCCACAAACCGAGGGAAGACAAGGAUCCAGAGAAAGCUGGAGAAGAGGAAACAAGGGGAUGGUACCUUUAAAAUCUAUGAAGAUGGAAGGAAGAGUGUGCGCUCCCUCUCAGGACUUCAGCUGGGUAAUGAUGUUAUGUUUGUCAAACAAGGGACUUACAUCAACCCAAAGGACCGUGGACGGCGCAAUGUUCGUGACAUGUUCCCUAGAGAUAAUGACGAUGCCAUUUCACGUGCCAUGAGUGAGCCAGACCUCCACGGGCCAGAUGUAGACUAUUCUGAGAUCAGCACAGACUCUGGACAUGAUUCCCUGUUCAACCGACCCGGUCUCGGCACCAUGGUCUUCAGGAGGAACUAUGUAAGCGGGGGAAUGUUUGACCUUGGCAGUCGAGAUACAGCCAACGUGGACCGGUCGAGCAACAAUGUGCGUUUACGCAGUCGGCUGCAGCAGUAUCCAAGUAUGGAUGAAGACAGCAUUGGCAGUGCACGCAGCCUGCAAGAGAGGAACGUGGAGGAGCUGCCUUGGGAAGAGGUUGAGUUAGGGCUGGACGAUGAUGACGAGCCUGACACAAGCCCUUUGGAGGUCUUCCUUGCCACGCAGAGCAUGAGCGAGUUUUUCUCCAUCUUCAAAAGGGAGAAGAUCGACCUUGCAGCACUGUUGCUUUGCUCUGAUCAUGACCUUAAGAGUAUCCAUAUCCCCUUAGGACCGAGAAAAAAGAUCUUAGAUGCCUGUAAGAGACGGCUAGAAACGAUAGAGGAUCCUGACUGCAUCGAGGACUCAGAAUUAUAAUCAAAGUUGUUGGCCAUCAUGCUGUGUGCUCUUCCAACCGUAAAGGUCUGUGGAGUGAAUGUCACAUACGGGCAGGAAGGAUUUCAUGAUCGACCUCUCCUGGUAACUCAAAGCAGAAGGGAUACUGUCAUGACAUAUAUAUCAUGCAAGAAGAGAAAAGUGUCUUACAAAUUAACAGGAUUGUUUUACAAUGUUGUUUUUGUUCGGGAGGAUCCUUAAAAAUAUCUGUCUAUGUUGGUUGUUCAGAGUUCACUGCACUGCAUGGUUUCACAAACUGAAAGAUGAUUAUCAGAGUGUAGCACUGUGCAGUGUCAUUGUAUGCCAUGUGGCAUCAUUAUUAACAGAAAGUUGAUUGUGGGGGUUUCUGGCCCCUGAAAAGUGUUUUCCCCUGUGGGGUUAAUCUUAUAUCCUCAUGUGCCUGCAUUGCUUGUGCCUGUGCAUUUGCUUAAAAGUGUUGUCAUAAAUCCCUUGAUGUUAGCAGCAUUUUAAGCAACAUUUUAACCUGGAAUUAUAUUUCAUCUCUGUAUAUGUUUACAUACAGUAAGCCAAGUGUGGCUCACUGGUAAAGAAAGCCAAUUGCUCAUUAAGAUGAUUAUACUAUUUUAUUGUAGUGUUGUAAAGUAAUACACAGUAUUUUGAAAAAAUAUAUAAUACACAAUACAACAUGUUUCAUCAUAAUAAGAUUACAUGAGGAGAUGUACUAACUUUUGUAUACCACUCAUGUUAGUCUUGACAAUAUGACAGUUUUCCAACAGUUCAUACCUUACUUUUUUUAAAUGAUAUAUGUCUGCACAAAGUUAAACAUAUGUUAAUGCUACUAUCUCAACAUAUUUAAUACCUUUGGUGGAUUGUAAUGUAAAUAAAAACACUAAUCAAUGCUGUUAA
Messenger RNA from Amphiprion ocellaris (clown anemonefish), 2491 nucleotides. It is a transcript of the gene ush1ga, whose product is annotated as Usher syndrome 1Ga (autosomal recessive). Gene Ontology annotation, molecular function: protein binding. Gene Ontology annotation, biological process: sensory perception of light stimulus; equilibrioception; sensory perception of sound. The record is from RefSeq and is a predicted model, not a curated record. NCBI's taxonomy places the organism in Eukaryota, Metazoa, Chordata, Actinopteri, Pomacentridae. The transcript has 4 exons. The coding region runs from base 188 to 1606 and encodes 472 amino acids.